Molecule: messenger RNA, 1504 nt
Organism: Lingula anatina
Lineage: Eukaryota; Metazoa; Brachiopoda; Lingulata; Lingulida; Lingulidae
Product: apolipoprotein D
Molecular function (GO): retinol transmembrane transporter activity; retinoid binding
Source: RefSeq, a predicted model, not a curated record
UUCAAGGACGUGCUUUCCACAUUCGGGAGUCUUGGAUACAACUGAUGAGAAGUAGACCUUGAUUUCAUUUUAGAAGAACGAUGAGAACAGGUAUCAGGAAUACAUGUUACUGUUGCCUGCUAUUUGCGUUUGUAAUUGAAGGUGUCUUUAAUCAGGUGUGUUUGUACAACGAGACCCAGAUUCAAGAGGAUUUCGAACUCUUCCAGUAUACAGGUACCUGGUUUGAAUUUAAAUGGAUUCCGCCACCAGCCAUUGCUAAGUAUGAUCAAUAUGUAGACUACACGCACACGUAUCAAUUAAAAGAGGACGGCAACAUACAAGUUGAUAUUUUGGCAAGAGAGCGGCCAGAAAAUAAGACGUGUCUUCACGCUAACGCGACUUUGCUUACAACAGGAGUGCCCGGAAAGCUGUUGUAUAAGAGAAACUACCUUGGUGAGUUACUCACAUCCGAUUACUGGAUAAUACACACAGACUACAGUAAUUAUGCUUUGGCGUAUGGCUGCCAGACCCUGUUUACAAACGGUUCCUGUGAGGUAUUUGACGUAUGGGUAUGGAGCAGACGUCCCACACUGUCUUCUGAAUACGAAGUUUUGGCGGAUGGUUUUAUAAGAAACCGUUUGUGUCUUGACCCAGCCACGUUUGACAAAACUUCACAGAAGAGAAAAUGUUUACAAGUCCCAACUUCAGAUGCAGGACGAGCAUGUGCGCUGGGGAUACAGAUGGUUUUUUUGGUAAAGUUUUUGGCCCAUGUGAAUGGUGUUUAAGUUUUUCUACAUUGUCAGAAAAUUGCCGUGAGUUUUGUUCCAGUUUAAGGUAAUCUCGCUGAUGAUCAGGCGUGAACUAGACAAGUGGACAAUUUUGCCUAAUUAGGCAACUGGAACAUAAAGGUCGCACAAAAUAUGUUGUGGUUGUAUCCAGAAAGACGAAGAUUGUGUAGGCUACAUCUGUCUAUCAGCAUUGUUAUAACGAUUUUCUUUACGCAGUUUACCUAUCUAUGCCCUGUAGUAUUUAUACAUAAAAUGUUAUGGUUUAGAGCUAGCAUGUACACCUCAGGUAGCAUGUACACCUGAAAAACUGAAUAUAGCCUGACCGCACCAUCUCCAAGCAUCCCAAAGAUACACGCUAUAUAAUAAAAUAAAUGAUAGGCAAACCUUCCCUCUAACUCGAUACACUGCAGUAUCAGUUAUCAAACUAUGAUAUAUUCUGUAUAAGUUACUAUGAAAGCUGAAUCUAUAAGUGAAUAUAAGUGUAAGCUUCUCGUAGGUGGCUUUUAAGGAAAUCUAUCAACAGCACGUGGCACGUGGGUAUAUAAAGUCCACACCCACCAUUUACCAGUAAUAGCAGUAACAUCAGAAGAGGUACAUCCUAUUUCUCACAGCUAUUCAAGAAACACAGAAGAAAGGCUAAAUCAGAGAAAAACACAGUUUUGACUUAUCACCGUGUUCUAGGCCCAGAAAAUAUGCAUAAAAAUUAUUCGAUAGGAAAGAAUAAAGCACUAUAUUCA